Messenger RNA from Hymenoscyphus albidus, 1922 nucleotides. Lineage: Eukaryota; Fungi; Ascomycota; Leotiomycetes; Helotiales; Helotiaceae. The record is from the annotation of a GenBank genome assembly.
CGACAUCUCAACGCCAGCCUCGGGACCCACGAUUCCAGCAACACACAACGUUGCCGAUAGACUGGCGGGUGCUACAUGAGGCACUUGCUACAGGGUAGCGCGCAUCAUGGACGACUUCAACAGCGAGACUGAUAGUGACUACACAAGUUACUGGAGAGACUGGGUGAGUUGAACUUUUUCAUACCGUAUAAACUUUGUGCGCCGCAUCGUGCCUGCUCAUGAAAGUGAUCUGGCGCAACCUGAGGGGGACCGGAGGACGAGUGCGACCCAAGCAGGAGCGUUCCUGAGCUAUCACGAGAUGUAUCGACCUUGCCUGCCCUGCAGAUCUUGCAGGGCGCCGACACGAUGCUCCCCAUCUCAUUACUCCUUGAACAGACGAAGUCGAAGGAAUACCGAAUUAGUUACCUUUGGAGGGCGUGGUUAUAUAGACGGGUCAAUAUAAGAUACGUCGCGAAGUGCCUCAGAAAUAGCAGGCACGCCUACACCCUCUUCGGCAGAGUCUACACCGGCGUCUCACAAGUUGUCAGGGUGCCCAACCUCCAGGGCAUGCUUCGGUACCUUCCAAAACCCCUCACCCAGUCGGCUCUUUUGCUCACGAGGGGUUAUAUGGGGUAGUGUCUGCAGUUGAAUCCUCAGAUGACCUGGAUGACUUGGUGGAUCCUCUGAAUGCCGGCUUUCUAGAAGUUGCUUUCAAUAUGAUCGCCAUACCCUAUCUUCGACAAGCGGGAACCCGUGAAGCAGUCGCUACUUUCUCACCCAAAGCUAAAAAGAUUCUCCCCAUGGGCUUUGCUUGGGCAUCGGACUUUGGGACUCGCGUAUUCUUUUCUUUCUCUCGGUUAUUGGAGACAAGAGACGUGCUAACGAUUCAUUCUUCAGUUCAUUUCCUCGCGAGGCAACGAAUACUUUUGCGAGAUCGACGAGGACUAUCUCACUGAUCGAUUCAACCUUACUGGUCUUAAUACGGAGGUUCAAUACUAUCAAUAUGCGUUGGACCUGGUAACGGACGUCUUCGAUUUGGACUGUGAUGAUGAUAUGCGAGAGACAAUCGAGAAGUCAGCACGACAUCUAUACGGACUUGUUCAUGCCAGAUAUAUUGUGACAACAAGAGGGUUGGCAAAGAUGGUAUGUUGAUUACUUGGUCCCAAACUUGGAACUGGACUAAAGAGAUACGACAGCUUGAGAAGUACAAAAAGGCAGAUUUUGGCAAAUGUCCUCGAGUCAUGUGCAAAUCCCACCCCUUAUUGCCCAUGGGACAAUCCGACAAUCCAAACGUGAAAGCAGUAAAACUAUACUGUGCCCGAUGCGAAGAUAUCUACAAUCCCAAGUCGUCGCGUCAUUCCGCCAUCGAUGGUGCAUACUUUGGGACUUCCUUCCACAAUAUCAUCUUUCAAGUGUACCCGGCUCUUAUCCCUGCGAAAAGCUACGAGAGAUAUUCUCCAAGGAUAUAUGGAUUCAAAGUCCAUGCUCCUGCGACUUUAAUACGUUGGCAGCAUUCGGAACGGGACGAGAUGCGGAAACGACUGAGGAAACUGGAGAUCGAGAGUGGGUUCAAGGACGACGAAGAAGAUGUAGCGGAAGAUUCGGAGGAAGAAGAAGAGGAGACUGAUAUGGUUCUUGAGAAUGGAACGGUGGAAGUUGGUGGUGCUAAUCAACUAUGAUUGUGAGAACCGAGUAGAUAAUUCUUCUUUGGAGCGUGAACGGGGCUUCUUUUCUUGAGCGUGUACAAGGGGAUGAAUGUGGUUGUGAGUUAGAUGGAUUGAUGGAUGGUUGAAUGGUAUUAUGCACUGCUUUGGCGUUGGGAAAUGGAUUAUCUGGCUCAAGCUUUUUUUUCCUCUUUCUUCUUGUGUGGCUGGAUUGGGGGUUGGUUGGUUGGUUGAUUGGUUGGUUGGUUGAUUGGUUGGUUGGUUGAUUGGUUGGUUGGU